This is a messenger RNA of Aspergillus pseudonomiae, 4721 nucleotides long. It is a transcript of the gene pan1, whose product is annotated as actin cytoskeleton-regulatory complex protein PAN1. Gene Ontology annotation, biological process: endocytosis; endosomal transport. The record is from RefSeq and is a predicted model, not a curated record. NCBI's taxonomy places the organism in Eukaryota, Fungi, Ascomycota, Eurotiomycetes, Eurotiales, Aspergillaceae. The coding region runs from base 107 to 4549 and encodes 1480 amino acids. The transcript has 3 exons. Gene Ontology annotation, molecular function: actin binding; calcium ion binding. Gene Ontology annotation, cellular component: plasma membrane; cytoplasm.
CGUUUGUUCGGUCUCUCUAUCCUUUUAUUAUCAAUCUGUGGCCUACCACUUUUUCUUUCUUAUGUGAUUGUUUGAUUGCUUAUUCAAUGCAAGAGCCGUGUUAGGAAUGUACUCUUCGUCGAAUUCCUUCAUGGGCGGCGCCAACAGCGCUCGCCCGGGACAACCACCUUUCAUGCAGCAGCCUUCAUAUUCUCAAACCCCCAACGGGCAGCAAACACCCCAGCAGCAACAACAGCAUCAAGGUCUUGCACCCCAACCUACCGGAUAUGGUUCCCAAUUGUCUGGAUUCGGAGGCUCUCAUCUGCAGCCUCAACCCACAGGGUUCUCGCCAGGGCUGUUGCAACCACAAUUCACAAGUUUUCCACAACCGCAGCAGCAACCUGGCUUCCAGACCUCCGCUCAGCCGCCCCAGUUCACGGGAUACCCCAUGCAAAGUCAAGCCCCGCAGCUCCAAGUCCCUUCGAGUACUGGCUUACCGGUCCGGCUGGCCCCUCAGACAUCAUCCGCGAUAGCGGACUCCUUCAGGGAUAACGCUGGUGCUGCUCCGCCCCCGCCCCCCAAAACUCCAGGGAGCAAAAUUCCCAGCAUCCGACUCUCGUUUAUAACAGCACAAGACCAGGCUAAAUUCGAACAGCUGUUUAAAUCAGCAGUCGGAGAGAGUCAGACGAUGAGUGGAGAAAAGGCCAAAGACCUACUUCUGCGGUCAAGGCUUCCAGGAAGUGAUCUGUCGAAGAUAUGGGUCUUGUCAGACACCACAAAGUCGGGCCAGCUGUUUUUUCCGGAGUUUGCUUUGGCUAUGUAUCUGUGCAACAUACGGAUUACAGGCAGAGAGCUGCCAGAUGCGCUCCCCGAGAAGAUAAAGAAUGAAGUUUCUAGUAUGGUAGAUAUCAUUUCCUUUCAGGUCCCUGACACGCAGCCAGAGACGGCUAUCCCCACGAAUGUUCCAAACUUCGAUGCGCCGUUACUGGAGAACAAAUCUGCUCCUCCAGCUCCUCAGCAACCGCAACCUCAACAGCCGACCAAUUCUCAGCUUCUCACGCAGCUCGCAGCGCAGCCAACGGGAUUUCACACUCAGCCGACUGGCAUUCAAUCUACUCAGGCUUCUUUUGCUGGCCAAAGCUCAAUUCUACUUCCGCAAGCCACGGCCUUCCCCGGGCAGUCCCAGCAACAGUUUCUACAAGCUCAACCAACAGGACUGAUGUCUAAUCCCCAGCCUACAGGCUAUAGUGGACCCCGUCCCCCGGUGCCGCCGAUACCCACGAGCCUCGGGCCCAACCUCAGUCCCGCACAAACCGGUGGGGUUUCUGGUUUGAUCGCCCAGCCUACUGGAGCUCCCGGCCAGUGGGGCUUUGUCAAUGCUCCGUCAUCUGGAUUGCCCAAUAUAGAAGCCCUUAAACAGCAACUAAUGCCCCAACCGGGCCGUGAGGGUGGAUAUUCAGCCGCUGGUCUUUCCGGAAAUGCUCACAUUCCGUGGGCGAUCACCAAAGAGGAGAAAAAGAUCUAUGAUGAUCUCUUUCGGGCAUGGGAUGGAUUUCAUAAGGGCUUCAUUGGCGGUGAUACUGCUAUCGAAAUCAUGGGGCAAAGUGGGCUGGAUCGUAAAGAUCUCGAGCGUAUCUGGACACUGGCGGAUCCCCACAACAGAGGCCGGCUCAACAUGGAUGAAUUCGCUGUGGCGAUGCAUCUAAUAUACAGGAAGCUGAAUGGAUAUCCGGUUCCGAAUCGCCUCCCACCGGAGCUAGUGCCACCAUCAACAAGGAAUCUCAAUGACUCGAUAGGCACAAUCAAAUCGAUGCUCUCUCAAGAUGCGGAAAGUCGAAAAGCGUCCGGUGCCUUUCUACAACCGCAAAAAACGGGUGUAAGUUAUCUCAAAGAUCACUCAUUCCGUGGUGGUAGUGGAGUGUCUCCCGGGUUGGGCCGCAAAGACGCCACUUUGUUUAAGAAUAAUGACGAAGCUGCUGCUGGGUAUCGUUCUAGCGCCCGUCGCCGUGUUGGAAACAAUGGUAGGACGCCGUCACCUGCUGCUUCGCAAGCAUCUGAAGAGGAGUUGUCCGUUGGGCAGCUGAGGAAGAAGAUACGCGAGACACAAAUCAUGUUGGAAGCAGUCGACUUUCAGGACGAGAAUCGCGCCGAAGAAGAAGAGGCUCUGGACCGUAGAGAUCGUCGGGAAGCAGAGAGCCUUAUGGAUCGAAUCCGGCGUGUUCAGGAUGACAUUGACACACACCCGGAUGCGGCCUUCCGCAACCUUGACAACGGUGCCGAGCGAAGGUCCCUACGCCGUCAGCUGCAAUCUUAUGAGGACCAAGUUCCUCAAGUAGCUUCAGAUGUUCGACGGGUUGAGCGUGAUAUUGCUGAGGCUAAACUCGAGCUUUUCCGCCUGAAGGACGCAAAGGAUCACCCUAAUAGUGCGUCGAAUGUCGUGGGAACUGGUCCAGGAGGUGCUGUGACAGAGGCGGAUCGUAUCAAGGCUCGUGCUCGCGCUAGAAUGCAAGCUCGUGCAGCCGAGCUUGCCGGUAGGCCGAUCCCGUCCUCUCAAAAUGAUGAUGGUGCCGCAACUCGACGAGUUGAAGUCGAAAGCGCCAAAAUUAAGGCAGAUAGAGAAAAGAAUGAUGCCAUGACUCGUGAUGUGGAGGACAGUGUAAAAGACUUUGCUCGAAGUCUCGAGGAUACUCUGAAGGAUGCGAGUGAAAAUUCCACGCGCGAGCAUGAAAGGCGGCGGUGGGAAGAUGCUUUGGGGGUAGAGGAUGUGAUUCGAGACUUUAUUUACGACCUAAAGCGUAACAGCCGAACCGCAUACAUUCGGAAAGAGGAGGUAUCGCGAUCCAUGCGUGAGGAGCGCGAGCGUCCACGAUACGAUGAAGCGCCCGCUACCCGGCCUUCUCCCCCCCCGUCCACUGGCUCCACGGGCUCAUUGCCUGGUUCUACCCACGAGGAUCGUGUUACCGCUGCAAGGGAACGUGCGCAGAAGCGCAUUGCUGAACGAAUGGCAGCUGCUGGUCUCAAGCCUCACAAUAACACUGCAGAAACCCUCCUUCAGCGUCAGGAACGCGAAAAAAAGGAGCGCGAGGAACGGUUGAAGCAAGCGGAGGAAGAAGAUACUAGACGCGAGCAAGAAAGACAGCGUCGACUGGCCGAAGAGCAGGGUGGUUCAAUGGCGCAACCUGUUAAACCGACGUCCAAGAAACCCCCGCCGGCACCACCUUCGAGACGUGGCCGUACUGACAGCGCGGGACAGGCGGAGGCUAAAAAGGCUGCAGAAGAAUUGGCAAGAGUAGAACAGGCUGCCCGGGCACAAACAAUCCGCGAAGAAGAAGAGGCACAAGGGGAGAGGAGACGCCUUGAAGAUGAUGCUAGGAAACGUGAAGAGGAGUUCGAGAGAGAGAGGGAGGCACAAGAAGCCCGCCUCCAAGCACUCCAAGAACAGGUGCAGCAAGGCAAAAUUAAAAAACAGGAAGCGAAGCGGCGGAAAGAAGAAGCAGACCGAUUAGCGAAAGAGCAGGAAGCCAAGCUUACUGCUCAACGUGCGGAGCUUGAAAUGGCUAAAGAACGGGAAAGGCAGCUUCAAUUGGAGCUGGAAGCCCUAGAUGAGGAAAGCUCCUCAGAUGAAGAAGGUCCAGAGAAUAUCACUCCCCAGCAUAGCACCCCUGCGCAGAGUCAAAUUCUUCCUGGAGUUGACAUUGCAGUGCCUGUUGCCCCCUCGGCUCCAGUCCCUCCCGUUCCUGGACCAGAGUCGGACGGACCGGCCAGUGCUACGAGUUCUCCAACCAGCGAACGCACCGGAUUAGCCCACCUCCCUCUAGAGACUGAAUCGAAGAACCCUUAUUUCAAGAAGAUCAGUCUGCCCACCGAGAGCCAAGUUGCCACAUCACAACCCGCUCUUGGUGUCCCUGUAACUUCCCCCAAGGCCGACGUUCAGUCAACUAACCCUUUCCACCGGCUUGCACAGCAGCAAGAGAACGCGAAGCCUGCAUUCACAACAGCGGGUCCGAUAGAACGUGUGUCCCGUGCACGCCCUGAGACGGAUGACGAUUGGUCUGCAGCAGGAUCAGACUUCGACUCAUCAUCUGAUGAUGAUGACGAUGGGCGGCCUGGCGGUGGAAGUGCGAAGCAGCUCGCAAGCAUCCUGUUCGGUACUAUGGCUCCACCGCGGCCUUUGAGUGCUAUGGACGACAAAUCUCCUUCGAAACCAUCUACUCCUACGCCAGGUACUCCAGUAGCCGCUCCUGCAGCACCCGAGACAGAUGGAACUUUGUCUAUUCCCUCUGCUGCUCCCCCACCACCACCACCACCACCACCACCCCCACCAAUGGUAGCACCGGUUCCCUCGACAGCGCUCAGCUCCGGUUCUCCAGAUGCUGCCCCCCCACCACCGCCCCCGCCUGUACCUCACAUGGCGCCCCUGGCCCCUCCUCCACCCGCUCCUCCAGCUGCACCGGCAGGAACAUCUGACCGAAGCGCCCUACUAGCCUCGAUUCAAGCUGGUAAAGGACUCAGGAAAGUUCAGACAAAUGACCGAAGUCUUAGCUCUGUUGCAGGGCGAGUUCUCGAUUAGCAAGGGGUUGUCAGUGGAUUCAGUUUGCCAGAGUUUAACUGGGUAGAAAGCUAUAGUCACCAUGUCUAGUCGCUUCGUUUGUUUUAAUCCAUUACUGAUAAAUCAAUAUACUGUGUUUUACCUUAGUAAAAUCAUAGAUAAGGGGCAUGCGACAGCCUUGGUUCGAGUUUUA